ACCGGUUUCUGUAUGCCAUGCGUCUCCAUGACGACCAGCUAAGAGACUUCUCGUCUCGUUUCCAAGCUGAAAUGAAGAAGGGGCUUUCAUCAGAGAGUAAUGCUGCAGCAGCUGUGAAGAUGCUGCCGACUCAUGUUCGCUCCACUCCUGAUGGAUCAGAGAGAGGACAGUUCCUUGCAUUGGACCUUGGAGGAUCCAAGUUUAAAGUGCUCCAAGUGAAAGUGAGAGAGGGGAUGGGGAUCAGGAAGGGAGGAGUGGAAAUGGAAGAAAAGACCUACCCCAUACCCAAAGAGCUUAUGAAUGGAAGAGGAACAGAGCUCUUUGACCAUGUGGCAGACUCUCUAAAGGACUUCCUGCAUGAGAAGAAAAUCAGUGUGGAGAAGAAACACCCUCUGGCCUUCACUUUCUCUUUCCCAUGUGAACAGGCCAGGGUGGAUCAGGGAUUUCUGUUGAGCUGGAAUAAAAAAUACCGGGUUCGAGGCCUACAGGGUAAAGAUGUGGUCCAGGCCCUCAGAGAUGCUAUUGACAGAGCUGGGGGUAUGGAUGUAGAGGUGUUAGCCAUGGUUAACGACACUGUAGCAACCAUGAUGACCUGCGGUUUUGAUGACAAGUACUGUGAUGUUGGACUCAUCAUUGGUACUGGCACUAAUGCGUGCUACAUGGAGGCUCUCCGUAACGUUGACCUGGUGGAGGGAGACGAGGGCAGGAUGUGUGUGAACACAGAGUGGGGAGGCUUUGGAGACGAUGGGGCUCUGGAUGAUUUAAUCACAGAGUUUGACCGGGAUGUGGACGCAGCAUCCAACAAUCAAGGAAAACAAAUCUUUGAGAAGAUGACCAGUGGGCUGUACCUGGGUGAGAUUGUGAGGCUGGUGGUAUUAAAGAUGGCCAAACUGGGACUGCUGUUUGAUGGCCUUGUGUCUGAUGCCCUGAGGACUAAAGGGAAGAUCACCACUGCAGAUGUAGCAGCUAUGGAGGAGUACAAAAAUGGUCUUAAGAAUACCACAAACAUCCUCACAGAGCUUGGUUUGAAUCCAUCUAAAGAUGACUGCAUUGCUGUUCAACAUGUCAGUACCAUAGUGUCCUUCAGGUCCUCAAACCUGGUGGCUGCAGGACUUGUGGCCAUCUUGACUCGAAUUAAGCAAAACCGGAAUUUGAGGACAUUGAGGAUCACUGUGGGUGUGGAUGGAACCGUAUACAAGACCCAUCCACAGUAUCCUAAACGCCUCCAUAAAGUAGUGCGCAGGUUACUUCCUGAGUGCCACGUCAGGUUUGUUCUCUCAGACAGCGGCAGCAGCAAAGGGGCUGCUCUAGUUACAGCAGUUGCCCAGAGACUGGCAUCCCGAAGGAGACAGGUGGAUGAGACUCUGUGUCCCUUCAGACUGAGCCAGGAGCAGCUGCAGCUGGUGAAGACCAGGAUGAGGAUGGGACUGGAGGCAGGGCUGAAGAGUAAAGGCCCAUCUACUAUCAAGAUGCUGCCUUCUUUUGUGUACCACACACCUGAUGGAACAGAACAUGGAAAGUACCUCGCCUUGGACCUGGGAGGAACAAACUUCAGAGCAAUGUUGGUGAACUUCAAAAGAGGUCUGCAACAGAAUGCAAAACUUUACCACAAGAUCUACACUAUACCAGUGGAGAUAAUGCAAGGGACUGGAGAAGACUUGUUUGAUCAUAUCGCGCAGUGUGUGAGUGACUUCCUCGACUACAUGGGGAUGAAGAACGCUCGUCUUCCUGCAGGCUUCACCUUCUCUUUCCCCUGUGAGCAGACAGCUAUUGACACAGGCACACUGGUGAGCUGGACCAAAGGCUACAAGGCCACAGACUGUGAGGGACAUGAUGUUGUUGAAUUGCUGAGAGAGGCCAUCAAGAGACGCAACGAGUUUGACUUGGACAUAGCAGCAGUUGUCAAUGACACAGUUGGGACCAUGAUGAGCUGUGCGUAUGAGGACCCUCAGUGUGAGAUUGGACUGAUUGCUGGAACGGGCACUAAUUUGUGUUACAUGGAGGAACUGAAGAACAUCAAAAAGACUGAACAGAAGACAGGAAAAGUGGAAAGAGAAGAGGAGACGCCUGAAGGAGGAGAGAAAAAGCAGGCAGAUCAGUCUGAAGGAGUAAAGAAGGAGGGGGAUGCUGAGAAGAUGUGUAUAAACACAGAGUGGGGGGGUCUCGGUGAUGACGGCUCUCUGGAUGAUAUCAUCACACCUUAUGACAUUGAGGUGAACCGAAAUUCUGUGAACCCUGGAAAACAAAGAUUUGAAAAGCUGACCAGUGGGAUGUAUCUAGGAGAAGUUGUGCGUCAGGUGUUGUUGGAUUUAACCAGAGGAGGUCUGCUGUUCAGAGGACACGUCACUGAAGCUCUAAAAACACCAGGAAUAUUUGAAACCAAAUACCUGUCACAGAUAGAGAGUGACCGCCUGGCUCUGCUGCAGGUCAGAUGUAUUCUACAACAGCUGGGGCUCGACAGCAACUGUGAUGACAGCAUCAUUGUCAAAGAGGUGUGUGGAGCUGUGUCACGUCGUGCAGCUCAGCUGUGUGGGGCAGGAAUGGCAGCUGUGGUAGAUAAGAUCAGGGAGAACAGAGGAUUGGAACAUUUGAACAUCACUGUGGGAGUAGACGGGGCUCUCUACAAACUACAUCCACAUUUCUCUCGAAUCCUUCAAGAGACUGCCACAGUUAUGGCUCCUCAGUGUAACGUGACCUUCAUGCCAUCAGAGGAGGGCAGUGGGAAAGGUGCUGCUCUCAUCACAGCUGUGGCCCUACAUAAGCAGGAGAUCUAACUUCACACAACUGAAGCACAAAGGAUUUGAACAGAGUUUAUAUUCAUAUAAAUUCCUACUUGAUGAUUCAGAACAAUCCGCUCCCUCUGCACUGCUGCUAUUGUCCCAAACAACGGAAUUAGUAACAACUUUUUCGCACCUGACAGCAAAAAAACUCACCUAAAGAACAUAAUACAUGCUAACUCCUCACAGGUUCCCACCCUGUGAACAAAGCUGUUUGUGCUACAUAGUGCACAGAGCUGGAAUAAAAACAUUGCUGCCAGGGAUUAAAUUUCAGUCCCCAAAGAUAUUAAGGAAAUGGAUUACAGAUAUUAGAUUUUACAAAAUUAACAUAAAGCUGGUCAGCCAGCAUCUCUGGAGAGAAAAGCUUCCUAUAUGUUUUUCCUUUAUUCUUUAUUUAGUGACUGUUUGAGAUAAAGCACAGGCUUCCCAAAUGUUAAUCCAAAUGUAUGAAAUAAUAUCUGAUUCUUGAUGGCUUUUAAACCGAUCCUUUCACCCUUCGCCCUUUUCUUGAGUCAGUGUUGGGAAGGUUUCACAGUCAUAGCUUCACAAUCACAUGACAGAGUUUACCACACACUGAUUAGUCUUUGAUACGGAGUCUGUGUUGGUUUUGGGGAGGAUGGAACUCUCAUAUCAGUAAUCACACCCUGCAGACUACUCAAGGUUAACACUUAAUGUGAGACCAAAUAAACAUGAAUGUCACUACUGAAAUGUUCACCAUGUUGACACUGAUGAUAAGACACAGUCGCCAGAAUUUGAUAAUGCUCGGCCUACUUACGAUGUGUUUCCUUUGGCUGGCUUUAGCUCUUCUUUGGGUGUGUGCACUAAUUCUACUGUGUUUGAAGUCUGUCAUAUGGCCUUGAACUGCAGACGUGUCAAAGAAUUGUUUUAAUAGCGCACUGCAGAAACAGCCUUUUAGCCUAGCGAUACAUUUGACUGUUAAAAGGAAGCAGCAUUAGAUGUUUGUUGUUUUUUCUCAGAAAAACACAAUUCAUGCCUUUUAAGGACAAAAAGGAGAAGAGGUAACACUUUGUCCACAGGAGAAGCCAAAACUGACACAACCCUAAAGUUUUUUGCAGGAGCUUCAAGAAGUUUUUUGAAGUAUCCCUGCAAAAUAAAUUUUGUUUUUUUCCGUGUUUAA
Molecule: messenger RNA, 3915 nt
Organism: Notolabrus celidotus (New Zealand spotty)
Lineage: Eukaryota; Metazoa; Chordata; Actinopteri; Labriformes; Labridae
Product: hexokinase HKDC1-like
Exons: 20
Coding region: 18-2774 (918 amino acids)
Biological process (GO): glucose 6-phosphate metabolic process; glycolytic process; intracellular glucose homeostasis
Cellular component (GO): cytosol; mitochondrion
Molecular function (GO): D-glucose binding; glucokinase activity; ATP binding
Source: RefSeq, a predicted model, not a curated record